AUGGCGACCCUCUGCUUCUCAAGCUCGGGCCAGCAGAUGCAACUCGAUACUUCCCAGCUCACAACGAUCGAUGACUUCAAAGUUGCUGUGUCCAAGAAAAUCUCUAUUCCCGCGCAGUUCCUCAUCGCACUCACACCGCAAGGGAAACCGCUGAAGCACCAAGACCUCCCGACCGAGAGAGAGAUCUACAUCUACGACAUUCGAAUAUCCCAGCCUCCAACCCCUGGUACACCAUCCUCUGUCAAUGUCGAGGUCGGGCUUCCGAAGCCGUACAGUUUGCCAGAGCCUCCAAACCGAAUCAACGACACCAAGGCACUGCAGUCAUGGCAAGAGCUAUUCAGGUCACGCGGAGCCUGGGCCGGAAGAGCGGUGGGCGAUUGUGCAUCGAUGGCGCAGGCCACACGAGAUCGAUACGGCGAGAUGGAUGUCAUGAUGCGCUGUCUUGAUGCUGCCAUCGCAAACCUCGAAUCCGUUGUCAAGACGAUAGAACCAAAAUAUCAAGAGCUCAGGAAGUGGGCGGACCCUGCCAAAUCGGAGUACAACACACUCGUCAAGAAUUGGCAGUCAUAUCUCAGUCUUGCUCGGAGUAUACCCAUCUCUCCAGGCAUGGCGUCCUUCAUGACAGGCCGGAGCUUUAAUUCAAAGAAUAAUGCGGCCCGACAGCCUACCCUGGAGGAUCUCCUGGACUUAGAUACCACGAGGCUGACCGGACAACGGGCACCCCAAGCACUACGAAAGUUCAAUCAACGCGUAAGCGACCUGGAAAAGACGGCGGCACGCAUGCUCAAGAACUGCCAGGAUGUCACCCAGGAUUUCGAGCGACUCAUAGAACGCUCCGCCAUGUCCCAUGAUGGUGAGGCCGCUCAACUUUUGGAGGACAUCGAGGCUGUAGCCAGGAAGAUUGAUGCAGACUAUGAGACAACCAUGGAGCUCACAAACACCGCCCGGGACCUUACACAAGCUUCAAAACUUGCUGCAACCCACACCGAGCGGCUACUCCCCAGCAUAAAGGCCAGGGCCCUCGAGAUGGAUGAAAUGCUUCGGUACGCAACUCAGGCGCGAAAUGCCCUUGCCUUGGAGUCCGUAGACUUCAUGCGUAGUAUAACGGACAUAACGUCUCUCACAACCACGGUCAAAUCCCAAAUCAACGUCCUGGGCUCGGAGGAAGAGCUAGCCACGUUUGAUUACCUGAGACUGAUACAGCAAGUCCCUUUCAUGUACGCAUCCUUUGCCAUCGAAGCGUUGAAACGAGGCGAGUGGUAUGAGAAGGUUAAGGUCGACGCGUCUACCCUGGCGAACGAAAUGGCUGUUUUCCAGGAUGAGGAGAUCAAGAGGAGAAGAAAGUGGCUCAAAACGGUCGAGAACCUCUACGGUCCCCAAACGGCAUCCGGUGAGAGCAACGUUGCUGGUUUGGAGGUCAAUCUACUGGGCCAGGAAGAGGAGUGGCCGACCAUGAGUAAGAAGGAAUUGACCGAUUUCUACGACUCUCUCCAAAGACAGAAGGCUGAGCAGGAGUUGCUCAACGACAUUGGCAAACUGAUUGUGGACUUGAACAAUCCGACAAAGCAACAGUCGAAACGUUUGAAAGCGUUCAAGAAUGGCAGCAUUCAUGAAGCAUCCUUGGGCAGGAGCGGCUUGUUGGUUCGGGGUGACGAGGAUGUUCUACGAUCGCUGCAGGAAGAAAAGCAAAGGGUCGACAACAAACUCAAGACAGCGGAAAGCCGAGUGCGACGUCUGGAGGACCUGCUACAUAGGCAGAGCCAGUCUUCCAGGCCAACAUUCGGGAACCUGUUCCAGUCCCCAAGCCAGCAACUUAUGGAGCGAAAUGGCUCGACCACGUCGGUGCAGAAGGCAUCCGAGGACCGUAGGCGAUCAUCAUCAGACUUCCCAGAAGGCCUUGUGCAGCGUAUUCAGCAGCUUGAAAGCGAGCUCAGCGCAGAAAGAGAGAAAUCCGCUGCAUUCGAGAAAGACUUGAGUGCCCGCACGACCCAGCACGAGACUGUCAAGGGCCAAAUAGAAGAAGCCAAUUCUACUAAGAAGGAUCUUCUUGAAAACAUGGAGGCCCUGAAGCGGGAAUUUGUGGAGGAGCGCAAAUCCCUCGAAGACGAAAUCAAGCAUCUCAAAGCGCGAAUUGAGGAUAAUGAGGACGAAAUGGAACACUUCGGCGAAUCCCGAGAGCAUGAGAAGGCACACUACGAUGGCAGAGUUCAAGCCCUUGAAGAUGAAAUGGCGCAGCUGGCCAAGGAGAGACGCGACGAACAGCUCAAGUAUGAAGGACAAGUCGAGUUCCUCAGAAAAGAAUCGAAACUACAGAGGGAACAAGCUGAGGAACUGGAGAAGCAGUACAAGUCAGUGCAAGACGAAAACAAGAAUCAACGCCAGCAACUGGAGGCGGCCAAGCAGACCGCAGAGUCUCAAUUGCGAGCAUUGCAGGACUUGUACCGCCAACUUGACCCAGGUGGUAGUAUCCCAGAAGAUCAAGAAGAACUUAUCGAAAGUAUGGCUAGCAAGUGUGCCGAUGUCCUCAUGAGGGCCCAAGAUGUCGAGGCCAAUAUCUCUCUGGUACAUUCGGAUCUACACUCGGCUGAAGUUACCGUCAAAGAUCUUCGGGCAGAGAUCUUGACGGCAAACGAGUCUUUGGCUAAGGAGGAGAGCUCAACAAUGCAGCUUCGAGAACAGCUCGGAGAAGAGAAGGCUCGCGUGGCCGCGCUCGAAGGCGAGCUGGACGAGACCCGCAACCAGCUCAACGAAUUGAGAGUCAAGAUUGCUGAUGGAGAAACCGGCUCAGAGAGUUUGCGGAAGAGGCUGGAAGAGGACGAGAAGAAGAUCACGACGAUGUCGGAAGAUCUGGCUUCAAAGCAGUCCCAAGUUGGGAGCCUCGAGGAGGAGCUUCGUCUCUUCAGAAGCAAGCUCGAAGAGUCUCAGGUCAAGCUUGGUGUGCUCACCGACCGUUUUGUGGCACGUACGGAGCACGCCAAAGACCUCACCCAGAAGCUUUACACUCAAAAUGACCGUCUUAGGCGUCUUCUCGAAAGACUUGGCUUCUCAGUCAAACGACAGGAUGGCACUGUGGUCAUUCAGAAGAUCCCGCGUGCUGAGCGUUCUGUGCAAAACCUCAACGAUUCCAUCGACCCAGGCGCUUCCCUCCGUCGUUCGGGAACUCUCUCCCAGACCCCCGAUAGUAGCGAUCUCGAGCUACUGUACUGGAUGAACAAUUCGGACCCAGCCACCGAAUCGGAGAGGUACCAGGUCUUCAUGGCGGAGCUUGGUAGCUUCGACAUGGACGCCCUCAUAGAGACCGUCUACAAGCGAGUCAAGGAUAUCGAACAUAUGGCUCGGAAGCUACAACGCGAUGCUCGAUCUUACCGCGACAAAGCUCAUGCUCUACAAAAGGAUGCCCACGACAAGAUCGCGUUCAAGAACUUCAAGGACGGUGACUUGGCUUUGUUCCUGCCGACUAGAAAUCAGAUGACUGGGGCCUGGGCCGCUUUCAACAUUGGGUUCCCGCAUUAUUUCCUCCGCGAGCAAGAAGCACAUCGCCUCCGCAACAGAGAGUGGCUAUUAGCGCGCAUCAGCCGCAUCCAAGAACGAGUCGUCGACUUAUCCAAGAGCCUGAGCAAUCAGGCGUCGGGCAACGGAGCCGCGGAAACGGACUCUGUGGAUGACGAAAAUGACAACCCAUUCGAUCUCUCCGAUGGCCUACGUUGGUACCUCAUCGAUGCGCACGAGGACAAGCCUGGCGCACCUUCGACACCAGGGCUUGGGAAAAGCACGGUCGCUGCUAAUAAGGUAGACGCCGUUGCGGAGCGAGCACAGAUUCGAUCGGCAUCCGGCAAGGGCCUUGGGUUGGGUGGUCGCGGUCCAACCGGCAUCGAUGGGGUGAGCAAGACUCUGUCCAAGAGCCUUGAGAGCCGUCGCUCCAGCACAAGUUCUAAGAAGGCCUUGCCAUUUGGCAUUGGUGGUGGUGGAAAGGGCAGCGGGCUCGCCAGUGAAGCCAAUUCCAUCCGGGCCGCACCGGCAGACUCGCCAGAUCCCCCGGCCGAAUCAAGCGGCCAGCAGCCCCCGAAUACUAGUACAGAGCAGACAAACGGCGGGGGUGAAGCUCAAGCUGAAGGUACCGCUGCGGCGGCAGCGGAACAACAGGGGCAGCGGCCGCCUGACGGCGCCGCGGGCACCGAGCACGGCCGGCGACUCCGGCUACCUACCCUGGCGCAAGUACGCCCAAGACCGCUGGUGCAGCAGCAGCAGCAGCCGCCGCCGAACGGCGCCCCGGAGUCUGUGGACAGCCCCUCUAAUAAUAGCAAGCGGAGGAGCGUGAUUUGGGACUCCCUGUGGAGUCUGGACCUGAGCUACGAGAGCGGGCGCAAGGGCAAAUAG
Diaporthe amygdali is the source of this 4377-nucleotide messenger RNA. RefSeq lists its product as uncharacterized. The coding region runs from base 1 to 4377 and encodes 1458 amino acids. The transcript has 4 exons. The record is from RefSeq and is a predicted model, not a curated record. Gene Ontology annotation, biological process: autophagosome assembly; autophagy of peroxisome; positive regulation of protein phosphorylation. Lineage: Eukaryota; Fungi; Ascomycota; Sordariomycetes; Diaporthales; Diaporthaceae. Gene Ontology annotation, cellular component: extrinsic component of membrane; phagophore assembly site membrane; Atg1/ULK1 kinase complex. Gene Ontology annotation, molecular function: molecular adaptor activity; protein kinase binding.